AUGAGUGACCAGCUUUGCAAACUUUUUGUCGGUGGUCUUAAUGUCGACACCGACGACGAUGGCCUGAGAAAGUAUUUCGAGCAGUUCGGGACCCUGAACGACUGCGUCGUGGUGGUGAACAAGCAGCUGCAGCGGUCUCGCUGUUUCGGCUUUGUGACCUACUCCACGCCGGAGGAGGCCGACGCAGCGGUGAACGCCAAGCCGCACACAGUCGACGGCAGUGUUGUUGAGGUAAAGCGGGCCGUGGCGAGAGAAGACGCUAACAAGCCAGAGGCCCUCGCCAAAGUGAAGAAAAUCUUCGUUGGGGGCCUAAAGGAUGACAUCGAAGAGCACCAUCUGAGUGACUAUUUCUCUCAGUACGGCGAGGUCGAGAAGGCCGAAGUCAUCUCAGAGAAGGAGACCGGAAAGAAGAGGGGAUUCGGCUUCGUGUACUUCACUGACCACGAUGCGGCUGACAAGGCAGUUGUGGUCAAAUUUCACACUGUCAAUGGACACAAGGUUGAGGUAAAGAAAGCUUUGACAAAGCAGGAAAUGCAGGCAGCUAACAGAGGCGGAAUGCCGCCGAGAGGAGGAAGAGGCAGAGGCAUGAGGGGAAAUCAAAAUGGCUACGGCGGCAGGGACUAUGGGGGAAACUACAACUACGGAAAUGGCGGAGGCUACGGAAACUGUGGCGGCUAUGGAGGUUACGGUGGGCCCUACGGAGGUGGCUACGGAGACCAGGGCAGCGGGUAUGGUGGUGGAAACGGCUACAAUGAGUUCGGCAGCGGUUAUGGCCAGCAUUCGUCUGGUUAUGGCCCAAUGAAAGGCCCACCUUUCGGAGGCCAGAGAAGCGCCGCUCCCUACUCCAGAGGCGGCGGCGGCGGUGGUGGCUACCCCAGGGGGGGCUACGGAGGCGGCUAUUAA
Molecule: messenger RNA, 903 nt
Organism: Xyrichtys novacula (pearly razorfish)
Lineage: Eukaryota; Metazoa; Chordata; Actinopteri; Labriformes; Labridae
Source: the annotation of a GenBank genome assembly